This is a messenger RNA of Didymella exigua CBS 183.55, 883 nucleotides long. Its product is annotated as putative CHY zinc finger family protein. The coding region runs from base 418 to 795 and encodes 125 amino acids. Gene Ontology annotation, biological process: protein import into mitochondrial intermembrane space. Gene Ontology annotation, molecular function: zinc ion binding. The transcript has a single exon. Lineage: Eukaryota; Fungi; Ascomycota; Dothideomycetes; Pleosporales; Didymellaceae. Gene Ontology annotation, cellular component: mitochondrial intermembrane space. The record is from RefSeq and is a predicted model, not a curated record.
UGCGGACGAAUGCUCCUGGUCAGCACAACAACCAAGGCUCUCGUGUCGCAGAGCCAGUUCUGUUGCAGGCAGCACGUUCCUGAAAAGAAGGGAUGUAGUCAAGAUCUGUCUGCAGGUAUCUCAUAGCCUGAUGGAGCUUCUGGAAGCUACAUGUAUUCUGCAGCUACAACUGACAGUUCUGCUGCUCGAGAAGCAGUCUGUUGAAUCCUUGAUCUCUUCGAUCACACACACCUCACAUGCCAGCUAAGGCAUCGAUCGAGCGUUGAAUGAGGCUCUGCGAGGACCGAGCAGCAUCACGUCACAAGCAAGGAUUGAACCGCUUGAAACAGCGAAGUGGAUCUCCGCUUCCGAGGCUAGCUCAGCCCUACAUCCUCACCUUUGAUUCCGAAGGACUGUCAUCCCAUCACUCUAAGCAACAUGUCCUCCAGGACAGACACAUCUUCAGCACCGGUCGUUCACGGUCUCUCUGUCACCUCCCUGACACAAUGCGCCCACUGGCACUCUCCGCUAGACAUCAUUGCCAUCAAGCACUUCUGCUGCCAAAAGUUCUACGCCUGCAUCAGCUGUCACGAUGCAGAAGAGACUCAUGAGUCUGGAGUCUGGCCGAUAGACCAAAGAGAUGAAAUGUCAGUGCUUUGCGGAGCGUGUAAGCACGUUUUGAGCAUUGGCGAGUACAUGAACAGCGAAAGCCGGUGUCCGAAGUGUGCGGAGAGGUUCAACCCUGGGUGCAAGAACCAUUGGAAUUUGUACUUUAAGCUUGGCAGCAAUGACUCGAUCGCAUGUGGCCGGGGCUGAUAGACACUUCUUUCUUCUCAAACUGCUUUCAUCGGUUGAAAAAGGGCAUGCAAUCAGCGUAAACGCAGGGUCUGCAAUUGAACGUUUG